Messenger RNA from Vespa crabro (European hornet), 1078 nucleotides. RefSeq names its product DNA repair protein RAD51 homolog A-like. The coding region runs from base 38 to 1078 and encodes 346 amino acids. Gene Ontology annotation, cellular component: condensed nuclear chromosome. NCBI's taxonomy places the organism in Eukaryota, Metazoa, Arthropoda, Insecta, Hymenoptera, Vespidae. The transcript has 2 exons. Gene Ontology annotation, molecular function: DNA strand exchange activity; ATP binding; double-stranded DNA binding. Gene Ontology annotation, biological process: DNA strand invasion; double-strand break repair via homologous recombination; mitotic recombination-dependent replication fork processing. The record is from RefSeq and is a predicted model, not a curated record.
UAGUUGUGAAACUUUAAUAUAAAUUUAAAAGAAAACAAUGUCCACUACUGCAUCAGCAUUCAAUGAAAGAGAUGAUGAAGUAGACGAUGAUAAUGACACAGAUGAUUAUAAUCCACAAGCAAAAUUGAUAAAAACACUGGAAAGAAAUGGAAUUACAGCAGGUGAUAUUAAAAAAUUAGAAGAAGCUGGUUACCACACUGUAGAAGCAGUAGCAUAUGCCCCAAAGAAGCAUCUUAUUUCUAUCAAAGGUAUUAGCGAAGCUAAGGCAGAUAAAAUAUUGCAAGAAGCAUCAAAGUUAGUGGUAAUGGGUUUUAAGAGUGCCACAGAGAUACAUCAAACACGUGCAAACAUUGUUUAUGUUACUACUGGUUCUACAGAAUUGGAUCGAUUAUUAGGUGGAGGAAUUGAAACAGGUUCUAUCACAGAGAUUUUUGGAGAGUUUAGGACAGGAAAAUCUCAAUUAUGUCACACAUUAGCAGUAAAUUGUCAGUUACCUAUAGAUAUGGGAGGAGCAGAAGGUAAAUGCCUUUAUAUAGAUACAGAAGGAACGUUUAGACCAGAAAGAUUAAUUGCUGUUGCUGAAAGAUACAAAAUUGCUGGUGAUUCUGUUCUUGAUAAUGUCGCUUGUGCUAGAGCUUAUAAUACAGAUCAUCAAACUCAAUUAGUAGUACAAGCUAGUGCAAUGAUGACAGAAUCCCGAUAUGCUAUGUUGAUUGUAGAUAGUGCAACAGCUCUUUAUCGUACUGAUUAUUCUGGUAGAGGUGAAUUAUCAGCUAGGCAAAAUCAUUUAGCCAGAUUUUUAAGGAUGUUGUUACGAAUAGCAGAUGAACAUGGUGUAGCAGUUGUUAUAACUAAUCAAGUAGUAGCUCAAGUUGAUGGUGCAGCUUCUAUGUUCGGUGGUGAUCAAAAGAAACCUAUUGGAGGUAAUAUCAUAGCACACGCGAGUACAACUAGAUUGUAUUUACGUAAAGGUAGAGGAGAAACAAGAAUAUGUAAGAUCUAUGAUUCACCUUGUUUACCAGAAAGUGAAGCAAUGUUUGCUAUAAAUGCAGAUGGUAUAGGAGAUGUGAAAGAAUAA